AUGACUUGCGACGAGUGGAACAAGUUUAUUCAAGUAAACAUUUAUGGACACACGCUUCAAGGGCUACAACAACAAGGAGUGGCUCUCGAAGCCGUUUUGUGUUUUGUUCGAAUUUUUAGAACGAUCUCGGCUGUUCAAAACUAUGGAUUGUGGAAGGAUCAAUGUACAAAGGAGAAUCAUUUGAUAAUUCCACUAUUGAGUCCGGAAUCCGAUAUCACUGUCCCAGUGCUUAGCACAACUUUCGCCGAUGUGAAAUGUCCACGCUUCUCGACUCCGGCGGUUUCGCAAAACGAUUUGCAGCGAAAAUUCACAUUGAAUUUGCCUGUAAAGUUAUCGGAGAUCAAUUCCAGUUUUGAGGAUGACGGUUUACUGGAUGAUAGAGAAGAAAAUGAUGGUGUUGUUGUACAAUUGCUCAGCGAGCUCGUGGAAAAAGCAACGGAGGAAUUUAAAGAAUCCUUUGUUCCCGCGAAUCCUUUGUUCAGCACCACAAUCGUCAAAACUGAUCUACAUCGAUUCUCGACUCCGAUUGUCCCUGAUUUCAAUUCAGGCGCCCAUUUCACUCUCAACAUGCCAGAUAUUCUCUCCGAAAUCGAAUCAAGCGAUGAAGACGAGCCUUUCCUAGAAGAACCUGCUCAGUUUUGCGCUCCAAUUCUUCGUUCUCGCACGAAAUCUAUGUUGCCGGCACCACCACAGUCACAGAAGACGUGCCGAAAACGAAAUUCAGCGAAUCCCAAGUUAGCGCACACCUCAACAACCGCUCCGAAACAGCGAAAAGUUCUGAAGAAGUCGGCAUCAAUGGUGUUGAAUUCAAAUAAGGUCGAGCUCAAACAGAAGAAAGUUUCGGUCAUUCCAGUUAUAAAAACGGAAAAUUCUGAGGAAUUCCCAUCGAUGACCGAAUUCUUGAGUGCUUCUGAAGCAACCUAUACAUCGGCGAAUACCGCUCCAAACAAUUCUCCGCCACCUCAAACACUGGUUCGCGAGCUGUCCGAGCUAGUUUAUCAUGAUAUGCAAGUGAUGGAAAACGACGGUGACAUGGAGAGCUGGCCAGUAGAACCAAAUUAUCCGGAAGUUGAUUUUGAUGAUUUUGGUGAAGCACGAGAGGAAGAUACAGUGCUGAUUGAUCAUCAGGAAGAGAUUGGAAGAUUGGAAGAGGAAUCAGAUGAGGAGACUGAGCAGAAGGACCCACCGGCGAAUCAGGCUACGAUAAAGAAAGUGUCGUUCGCGGAGCCUUUAAUUCAAAGCGCUAAGAAGGCCGAAAUGAAUAAAAUUCAAAUUGUUAAGUGCCAUUUCAAGGUUACCUUCUACCUGAAAGCGUUAAAAAGUCAAUACUGCUUUCAGGACUGUAAGAAAUCGUACACUUGGCGCAAAAAGUACGGAAAGGCGCGUCUAGUCGAUCAUGCUAUCAGUCACGUCCCGGAUCUUCUGAUGAAGUGUGACCUUUGUGAUUAUACAUGCAAAGGAAUCCGUCAGAUUCGCUAUCAUCACAAAAGAAGCCAUCCUGAUGUUCCAUUUCAGAGGUUGGGUAUCAAAAGAGUAAUGAGCACCUCGGAAAAAGAUACGGAUUUCGCCAAAGUUUGGGAUAUGUGCUAUAAGAAAAAUAUAGCGUUUGCCGAAAAUGGUGGAAUGAGUCCGUUUGCUAGAAAUGACAAAGGAAUUAGCCGUCGAGUGGCUGCUCAAAGAAAUAAAACAACUCAAAAUCCCGAUGAUGAGGAAGAAGAAAAAGAGGAAGCGCAAUUUUAG
Molecule: messenger RNA, 1740 nt
Organism: Caenorhabditis briggsae
Lineage: Eukaryota; Metazoa; Nematoda; Chromadorea; Rhabditida; Rhabditidae
Gene: Cbr-zim-1
Product: Protein CBR-ZIM-1
Exons: 6
Coding region: 1-1740 (579 amino acids)
Biological process (GO): meiotic chromosome segregation
Cellular component (GO): condensed nuclear chromosome
Source: RefSeq, a predicted model, not a curated record